Messenger RNA from Effrenium voratum, 328 nucleotides. NCBI's taxonomy places the organism in Eukaryota, Dinophyceae, Suessiales, Symbiodiniaceae. The record is from the annotation of a GenBank genome assembly.
GCAGAAGAGCCGCCCAAGCAGCUGCAACGUGCCGCGCCAGAGGCGCGUCAGGAGGCCGAGAGUGCGGACCUUUCCUGGCCGAUUGUGCGGACUGCGCCGCCGGAGCCUGCCGAUAUUGGAAGGCUACGAGCGGAGCUUCAAGCCAAGGAGCAGAUCUUGCAACUCCUGCGCAAAGAGGCCAUCGAUCACCGCUUCCUCAUAGAGGUCCUCGAGCGGGAGACUUUCGCCAAGGAAGAGGCUUUGGUGCAGCUGCGAGCGGCGGAGGCGCAUCAGAAGGAGCUGGUACGGCUAGCUGCAGAAAUUCACCAGCGUGACGAGGGACUACGGG